Molecule: messenger RNA, 372 nt
Organism: Triticum turgidum subsp. durum (durum wheat)
Lineage: Eukaryota; Viridiplantae; Streptophyta; Magnoliopsida; Poales; Poaceae
Source: the annotation of a GenBank genome assembly
AUGUCCAUCAUGGCCAAACAAACCAAUAGCAACCGAAGGCAGCAGGGUGCGGGGAAAGGCUUGAGCGACGAGGAUGCCAUGGGCAUGCAACGGAGCGAAGGGGGCGCCGGGGCUCAGGGACGGCAUGGACGGGCAGAAGCGCUCAGGAUCGAGCUCCUCUCAAUCCAGAGCAUGGCUGCGGGCGCGAGACGGAGGUGGAGGCCCGACGAGAUCGGCAGCUUAGGCCUCCAUGGUGGCAGCGAAAGUCCUCUGAUGGACUUGGGCGACGGUGCGGUCGGGAGCCGUAGAGGAAGGGGAGUGGCCCUGGCCACGAGGUGCAGCGGCGGGAGCUUCGAGCUCGGCUGGCUGCGGCCAUGGAGGACGGGGCGCUAA